AUGUCUUUCGCCACACGAAACGCCCUUCGCCUGACCCGGGCUCCAAUUGCCCGCAUCGUCACCCCCAAGACUGCCGCACGUGCAUUUUCUGUCUCCAGGGUCAACUUCGUGUCUGACACCCAGAGCAAGAAGAACGUCGUCCGCGAGAAGGAAGUCCCCGUCACCAUCUAUGGCUCCGGCCAGGGUGAACACUCUACCGUCCAAGUCGCCGAGGGUGCUGGCAAAGUUCCCUUCGACAGCCCCGUCCCCCCCACCGAUUCCGAUGCUGUGCAGCCCCUUUCCCGAAAGGCCUUUGAGUCUCUCCCCCAAACCGUCAGAGACAUGACUGUCUACGGAAAGGCCAUCAUCCUGACCGGUGGUGCCCGUGGUCUGGGCAACAGCAUGGCUCGCGCCUGCGCUGAAGCCGGUGCCAAGGCCAUCAUCAUCUUCGAUGCCAACCAAGAGCUUGGCGACCAAGCUGCCGCAGAGCUUCACGAGAAGUCCGGCCUCCCCGUUUCCUUCUUCAAAGUCGACGUCCGUGAUGGUGCCGCCAUCAACACUGCCGUCGAUGCCGUCGUCGAGAACUUUGGCUGCCCCGAUGCCCUCAUCAACGCUGCUGGUAUCGCCGACUCCAACAUCAAGGCCGAGACCUAUGACCCCGCCAUGUUCCGCCGCCUGAUUGACAUCAACCUCACGGGUACCUUCCUCAUGACCCAGGCCGUUGGCCGCGCCAUGAUGGCUGCUGGCAAGCCCGGCAGCCUCGUCCUCGUUGCUUCCAUGUCCGGCAGCAUCGUCAACUACCCCCAGGAGCAGAGCUGUUACAACGCCUCCAAGGCCGGUGUCAUCCAGUUCGCCAAGUCUAUCGCCGCCGAGUGGGCCAAGCAUGACAUCCGCGUCAACUGCAUCUCCCCAGGUUACAUGGACACCGCCCUCAACCGCGUCCCCGCCCUCGAGGCCCAGAAGAAGAUCUGGAAGAGCCUGACCCCCCAGAACCGUCUCGGUGGGGUUGACGAGCUCAACGGCCUCUGCGUCUACCUCGCCUCCGACGCCUCUCGGUUCAUGACCGGCUCCAACAUCCUCAUCGAUGGUGGUUACUCCUGCUACUAA
Messenger RNA from Clonostachys rhizophaga, 1086 nucleotides. NCBI's taxonomy places the organism in Eukaryota, Fungi, Ascomycota, Sordariomycetes, Hypocreales, Bionectriaceae. The record is from the annotation of a GenBank genome assembly.